Messenger RNA from Oryza brachyantha (malo sina), 1282 nucleotides. RefSeq names its product glucan endo-1,3-beta-glucosidase. NCBI's taxonomy places the organism in Eukaryota, Viridiplantae, Streptophyta, Magnoliopsida, Poales, Poaceae. Gene Ontology annotation, biological process: carbohydrate metabolic process. The coding region runs from base 22 to 975 and encodes 317 amino acids. Gene Ontology annotation, cellular component: plasma membrane. Gene Ontology annotation, molecular function: hydrolase activity, hydrolyzing O-glycosyl compounds. The transcript is spliced from 3 exons. The record is from RefSeq and is a predicted model, not a curated record.
CUGCUCAGCCUCGUGCCGGCCAUGCACAACCUGCACACAGCGCUGGUCACCGCGCUGUCGCCGCACCACCGCGAGAUCAAGGUCUCCACUCCGCACUCCCUCGGCAUCCUGGCCGCGUCCUCGCCGCCUUCGGCCGGGCGGUUCCACGGAGGCUACGACAUGGCCGUCGUCAAGCCGCUGCUCAGGUUCCUGCGCGCGACGGGCGCGCCAUUCAUGGUGAACGCCUACCCGUUCUACGGGCUCACCAACGACACGCUCGACUACGCGCUGUUCCGGAUGAACGACGGCGUCAUGGACAACGCCACCGGGCUGGUCUACGCCAACAUGCUCGACGCGCAGCUCGACGCCGUCCACUCGGCGAUGCGGCGGCUCGGCUUCAGCGACGUCGACAUCGUCGUGGCAGAGACAGGGUGGCCGUCUGCCGGGGAGUACUGGGAGGUCGGCGCCGGCGCCGUCCUCGCCAGGGACUACAACAAGAACGCCAUCCGCCACCUCGGCUCCGGCGUGGGCACGCCGCUCAUGCCGAACCGCACCUUUGAGCUCUCCAUCUUCUCCCUCUUCGACGAGAACCUCAAGCCCGGCCCGGUCUCCGAGCGCAACUUCGGCCUCUACCACGCCGACAUGACGCCGGUCUACGACGCCGGCAUCCUCACCGUCCCACAGGAGGUCGUCGGGACGAAGGUGACGCCGGCGGCGGCGCCGGCGCCGCGGCGGUGGUGCGUGCCGAAGCCGGCGGCGGACGAGGUGGCGCUGCAGGUGAACAUAGACUUCGUGUGCGGGCAAGGUGGCAUCGACUGUGGCGCGAUACGGCCGGGCGGGGCGUGCUUUGAUCCCAACAACGUGCAGGCACACGCGGCCUACGCCAUGAACCUCUACUUCCAAUCCAACGGCCAGCAUGCCUUUGACUGCGACUUCGGCGAGACCGGUGUUGUUACAACCGUUGAUCCUAGUUAUGCAAGCUGCAAAUUUACCUGAAGCGACAACUGACGAGUGGCUGAUAGGCUAAUGUUUGGCUGAAAAUGAUCUUAUGAUGGAACUAUUAUAGGGUAUAGCUAACUCGAGGUGAAUUUUGUGAAGUGGGAAAUGUUUGGUCGUGCCGAGCCGAACACAAUUAAGAUAAGAUUUUGCAAUAUACUUGUCCAGGCUUAACAAGCAAAAACUAAAAUUAUGCGCGCGAGCGCUCUCUCUCUGUAUGUAUACAUGUACACGUAUGUACGUACUGGCAAAUACAUCAAAUGCUGAGAUGUUGGAUCAAUAUGUUGAAAUUUGAAAAUACAAUAAA